This is a messenger RNA of Oncorhynchus keta (chum salmon), 3185 nucleotides long. Its product is annotated as dapper homolog 1-like. The record is from RefSeq and is a predicted model, not a curated record. Gene Ontology annotation, cellular component: cytoplasm. The coding region runs from base 563 to 2416 and encodes 617 amino acids. The transcript is spliced from 3 exons. Gene Ontology annotation, biological process: negative regulation of canonical Wnt signaling pathway. NCBI's taxonomy places the organism in Eukaryota, Metazoa, Chordata, Actinopteri, Salmoniformes, Salmonidae.
AUGGGUUUAUAGGCGAGGUAGCCAGAGAAGGUGCUUGGAUUUUCAUGAAAGGCUGGUACAACUUGAUCAACGCUUCACGAUCCCUUGGUGUUAACUUUUAGGCAUUAAUGAAAGAUGAAUUAAUUGAACUGGCUGGGUGAAUGUGACCUUGCGCGUUUAGGAAUACAAAGGAGAGCUCGUUGUCCAAUCACAUCUUGACGAGCAGAAUACUUAUGAAUAUUAAUUAUCGUGGGUUCUGGGUAACCAAUGGACCCUCUGAAAAACCCGGGCAUGCUAAUGUCAAAUUGACAGCUACGGAAUUGGAAUCCAGCAACAUCAUUGAGCGAGCAGUAGGUAUGGGUUCGGUUCUGCAUACAAUGGUUCGCAGCUGUAUCUAUAGUUUACUGUCGCUACUUCGCUUUAAAACAUGUAUAUCAAACCAAAGAGUAAAGUCACUUUGAAAUUAAAUAUGCAGACAAUUUAGCCUCACUUGGAUACUAGUAGGAAGGAACGGCCAACGGCUGAGAAACGAUCAAAGAGCCAAAGAGUAAGCACUCAGCCACUCUCCGAGCAAGGGAGAACGAUGUACCGAGCGUUUUCUUUCCCAAUGACAGCGGAGCGCAGUCGGAAUAAGGAGCGCCUUGAGGCGAGUUUGGCCGGUCUUUGUGAGUUGGAGCUGCUGAAACAGAGGCAGGAAUGCCUGGUGCUCAGUGCCCUCUCCCUCGGGGACUCUGUCCCAGGACGCCCGGCAUGGGGCGAUGUACAGGCGGCCUGGCCCGUUCCGGAGACAACCAACUGUGCGUCAGACGACUUUAGUUACAGGCGCCAUACGAGCAGUCUACAGUGUACUCCAUGUGGUCUGAUGGCAUCUCUGGAGCAGCAGGUUGGGGAGCUGAGGAUGGAUACAGAGGAUAAUGCGGUGGAGGCCUCUACUGAGCUGAUGGACAUUCGGCCCAGCUCAGGGGAAUUCUUCGUGGCCAAUCGGGAAGGACAGCCAGAAUCCGGGUCCCGCCCCACAGUCCCCCUCUCCUUCUCGGCCCCCUACCCCUCCCUGGAAGGCAUCGCCGAGGGGGCCGGCGAGGGGGAAGACAAGGCCUGGGCCUGGGACCACAGCUCAGGGCCAGGAGGAGGGCUGGAUGUGGAGGGGGAGCCCACGGAGGAGGACUACCGUCAGGCCCAGCGUGUUGAGACAUAUAUCCUGAGCCUGAUCCAGCGGCGUGCCCUGUCCCCUCGGCCCUGCAAGCCCCGCACCGCCAUUACCGUGGCCCGCCAGAGCAGCCUCUGCCGCAAGGACCCCCUGCCUCCACCACCCGCUGCCUCCAUCCCUGAGCACCACCCCCACCACCACCAAGCCGCUGGUCCCCCUCCCUCUGAGGGUCCCCCUGCAUCCUGGGCCUGCCACAGCCUGGACCAGGAGCCAUACGCAUGCAUUGCCGACUCACCCCAUCCCUACCACCACGGCUACCCGGCCCCUCCCCCGCCCCGUUCGCCUCCCUCGCCUGACGAGCAGCUGGUCAACGCCCAGUACAUCCCUGCCCAACCUCUCCGGGCCCCCACCGCCAGGGCCUCCGCACACUCCCACUCCCACAGGGGGGCCCCUGGGGGACCCAAACCCAGCCGGGGCGCCUAUUCUCCAGUGAGGGGUUCUCAACAGCAGCCGGCCCCACAGCAGCUGCAGCAAGCCAAAUCUAAAGCCGCCCCCAAGAAGUGUCGCUUUAGCGAGGAGAGGGAAAGGGAGAGGGAGAGAGACAGAGAGAGGGAGCGGGAGCGGCCAGUAGGCUCCAAGAAGCCUGGAAGACGAGCCUGCAGGUCCCAGUCUGAGAACAGCCUCAAUGGGCAACGGGGCGUCCCUGAACGCAAGUACAGCACGGUGGAGAGAGACGGGGGAGGAUCAGGGUCAGGAAGCGGCCGCGGAAGCCAGUCCAAGGGGAAGAGGCCCCAGCCGGGCAGCACAGGCUACCGCCGCUGGCGCUCCACCCUUGAGCUUAGCCAGGAUGAAGCUGAGCAGCCUCCACAGCCGCCCCCAGCUGACCAGGGCUCCAGGCGCACCCGCAAACCCCGGCCUCCUCCUCCACCUUAUGCCUACAUCAACCCACACCCGCAUCAUCACCCCCAUCUGGAGUACCUGGACCGAGAGCUCGCAACCCUGUGUCAGCCCGAGGAGCGUUACCCCCACCCUGGGCAGGGCGAGUCCGAGUCGAGCCUGAGUGAAGACUCGCCGGCCUCCAGCUCGCUGUCAAGUGACUCAGACGAGAGCGGAGGUCUGGUGUGGCCCCAGCAGCUCCCCCCUCAGCUCUCCUCCCCCCUGACGGCCACCGCUCCAGCUGGGGCCCCCCUGCAACCCAAAGCCUUCGUCAAGAUCAAGGCCUCCCACGCGCUCAAGAAGAAGAUCCUGCGCUUCCGCACGGGCUCCCUCAAAGUCAUGACCACCGUUUAGAGUGCCGCACAGGACCCGUGCUUAGUAGUUGUGGGUUAAGACAAUUUAGUGUCUCUCUCUAUAUGCACCUGGUUUCCUUUGAGGAGAAGCGCCGUCUGUUUUGAAGAGCCACAAGAACAGAAGACAGCAAAUUUAACUCACUGCACUGCCUAACUGUACAUGCAUACAUAGACUCUUUUGGCUUUCAAUGCAUCCUGCACAGGCCUCAGAUCUGCCAUAAACCCUCCUGAACAAGCAAACAGAGUUGAGCCUGAGCUCUAAACUAUGAUCCCAGAGCUGUGAAGCUUUCGGCUAUUGCUUGAACCCAGGCAGGCGGGGUCUAAGACAAAAUAAUAUGCUAUGGGGCUUGAGUUGGCCUUAUUCCCCUUUCCCUCCCCCUGACAGAGAGCACUGUGAGCAUGAUAUGUCCCGUCUUGUGACUCAGCAUCAACGUGUCUGUAGUCUAGGUUGUGUUCCAGGCCACACUACUUUGCAGACAUUGUAUCAACCAAUGGAUACAUGCCAUUUUAUUAACUGCAGAAUGCAGUUGGGUAUCAGACUGCUAAAUCAUAUGUGGUUAGCUGAUACGUUAAACACCUAUCUAGCUGGGAAAUCUGAUGUUGUCAUAUCUGGCAGGUGUAUGCAAUGUAGCCUGGAACGCUGCCCUCCUCUGCACAUGACCACCUGUGUGGUGUGAUUUACUCACCCCUGUAUUUAUGAAUGUAUUCUGUAAAUAAAAUGAGCUGGGACCAUAGAACCUUAAGGGGACCACAGAGGUCUUGUCUCUCGA